Messenger RNA from Limanda limanda (common dab), 1095 nucleotides. RefSeq names its product ISL LIM homeobox 2a (gene isl2a). Lineage: Eukaryota; Metazoa; Chordata; Actinopteri; Pleuronectiformes; Pleuronectidae. Gene Ontology annotation, cellular component: nucleus. Gene Ontology annotation, molecular function: cis-regulatory region sequence-specific DNA binding; DNA-binding transcription factor activity, RNA polymerase II-specific. The coding region runs from base 16 to 1095 and encodes 359 amino acids. The record is from RefSeq and is a predicted model, not a curated record. Gene Ontology annotation, biological process: axonogenesis; positive regulation of transcription by RNA polymerase II; neuron fate specification. The transcript is spliced from 6 exons.
GGCCACUUCUCCUGUAUGGUGGAUAUCCUGCUCAACACUUCUUUCUUGGAUGAUAUGGGGGAUCAUUCAAAAAAGAAGUCGGGAAUCGCAAUGUGUGUGGGCUGUGGAAGUCAGAUACACGACCAGUACAUCCUGAGAGUCUCCCCGGACCUGGAGUGGCAUGCAGCCUGCCUCAAGUGCGCGGAGUGCAGCCAGUACCUGGACGAGACGUGCACUUGCUUCGUGCGAGACGGAAAGACUUACUGUAAACGAGACUAUGCAAGGUUAUUUGGCAUCAAAUGUGCAAAGUGUAACAUGGGCUUCUGCAGCAGCGACCUGGUGAUGCGAGCCCGGGACAGCGUCUACCACAUGGAGUGUUUUCGGUGCUCGGUGUGCAGUCGACACCUCCUGCCCGGGGACGAGUUCUGCCUGCGGGACGAGGAGCUGCUGUGCCGGGCGGACCACGGUCUGCUGGCGGAGCGGAGCUCUGCUGGGAGCCCGCUCAGCCCGGGCAGCAUCCACAGCAGACCGCUGCACAUCUCAGAACCGGUUUCGGUCCGCCACCCCCCACAUCACCGGGGCCACGUCCACAAGCAGUCCGAGAAGACCACCCGGAUCCGCACGGUGCUGAACGAGAAGCAGCUCCACACCCUGCGGACCUGCUACAACGCCAACCCGCGGCCGGACGCCCUGAUGAAGGAGCAGCUGGUGGAGAUGACCAGUCUCAGCCCCCGGGUGAUCCGCGUCUGGUUCCAGAACAAGCGCUGCAAAGACAAGAAGAGGACCAUCCUCAUGAAGCAGCUGCAGCUGCAGGAGCACAGCGACAAGACCAACCUGCAGGGCAUGACGGGAACCCCUCUGGUGGCCGGCAGCCCCAUCCGGCAUGACAACACGGUGCAGGGGAACCCGGUGGAGGUGCAGACCUACCAGCCUCCCUGGAAAACCCUCAGCGACUUCGCCCUGCAGAGCGACCUGGACCAGCCCGCCUUCCAACAACUGGUGUCCUUCUCUGAGUCCGGUUCUCUGGGCAACUCCUCGGGCAGCGACGUGACCUCCCUGUCGUCGCAGUUACCGGACACACCGAACAGCAUGGUGCCGAGUCCGGUGGACACGUGA